Messenger RNA from Cryptomeria japonica (Japanese cedar), 2886 nucleotides. RefSeq names its product wall-associated receptor kinase 2-like. The transcript has 3 exons. Gene Ontology annotation, biological process: cell surface receptor signaling pathway; protein phosphorylation. The coding region runs from base 232 to 2463 and encodes 743 amino acids. Gene Ontology annotation, molecular function: polysaccharide binding; protein serine/threonine kinase activity; ATP binding. The record is from RefSeq and is a predicted model, not a curated record. Lineage: Eukaryota; Viridiplantae; Streptophyta; Pinopsida; Cupressales; Cupressaceae. Gene Ontology annotation, cellular component: plasma membrane.
UAUAUGGUUUACCCGUACCUUCGCAGACUUUUGUAGAAAAUUCAUUUUCAUUCUCAAAUCCUUGUUCACAUUAAUUUGCUGCACUUUGAACUAAGAAAAAUCACUUGAAGACUUUAUCAACAUUAAGGGGUAGGUUUUUCGCAACGCCUUCUGCGGUUGUGCAAUCAACCAUUCACUCUGCUUUUUAUUUCCACGCGUUUUCAUUCCUCAACAUCAUUGUUCAAACAGAGAAUGCUGUUUCAAAUUCAAAUGCAUUGGGUAGUUGUGGUUCGCUUUGUAAUUUAUCUCUGUUUUGUGGGGUUUACUGCUGCUUCAAAAUGUGAUCCUGAAAAGUGUGGUUCCCUGAAUGUGAGUUACCCUUUUUGGAUUCACAAUUCUCAUUGUGGAUACCCUGGCUUUCGGAUCAAUUGCACCAAGGAUGAAGAUACUGGAAAUAUGGCUCUAUUUCUUCCUGUCAGUAAUGAUAGUAUUUGGGAAAACAGAACAAGAGCUUAUUAUAAGAUUUGGAAAAUCGAUUAUUCUGGUUACAUUGUCAUUAAUUCCACUUCUCUUAAAGCCUCUUCGUGUGGGCAGGCAGACGGAUUAAUCAAGUGGUUUGCCGCACCCGGGCCUUUCUAUUUUUCUAAGUUCGAUAAAUUUGUAGUUGUUGGUUGCAAUACAACCGGUAGUUACACAUUCGAGGACGGAUGGGGAGAAGCCAAAUGUGUAUCUUCAUGUGCCUCUCGCCCUAGAGUUGAUGCACCAUACUGCCGUUAUGGCUGUUGUGAAAUUACCCUUCCAGAUAAUCAUUGGCGGAUAAAAUUUACGGGCGGAGGUGUGGAUAAUUUUAAUCAAUUCUGUAGCUUCUCCACCAUAAUGGAUCCCUCCACCUUCACUGUAGUCGGCAACAUAACAGACCUCUUUCAGACACAAAGUACAAAGCCUUAUUAUGGUCUCCGCCUAAACUGGGGCAUCGGCAGUCAUAAUUGCUCCACAGCUAAAGGAACUGCCGAUUAUUCUUGCUCAUCUAAUGCAGAAUGCAUUGACUCGCCUUCCGGAGGUGGACACUUAUGCAGAUGCCUUCCUGGUUACGAAGGAAAUGGUUACUCCAAUGGCACAGGUUGCACAGACAUUGACGAAUGCCGCAAUAAAACCUUGAGUAUAUGCGUGGAACCAUCCCAGGGAGGUGUAUGUCAUAAUUUGCAAGGGUCUCACAAUUGUUCAUGUGCAAAGGGUUACACUGGAGAUGACUUGAAAAACGGGUCAAGGUGCGAGUGGGAAAGAUCAAAUAAAUCUGCCAUGUUUGCAGCUAUAGGCUCUGUUUCUUCAUUCGUUGGAGUUUCAUUAGGAGCCUUCGGAUUAGUCUUGUUUCUGAGAAUGCGUCAUCAAAAACAGGCAAGGGAGGAGUAUUUCCGAUGUAAUGGAGGUUUUUUGCUACAAAGAAUCCUUGCAGAAAAGGGAAAACAGACGGAGGAAAAAAUAAAGAUUUUUUCUGAAAAUGAGCUUAAAAGGGCCUCCCAAUGUUAUUCAGAUGACAUGAAGCUUGGUACCGGUGGUUCAAGCACAGUAUACAAAGGGAUCCUGUCAAAUGGUACACCUGUGGCCAUUAAAAAAUUCAAGGAAUUUCCCAUUGGUGUAGAAAGUGAGGAAGCCAUGAAUCAGUUCAUUAACGAGAUCGUGAUUCUCUCGGGUCUUGAUCACAAAAAUGUGGUGAAGUUGGUUGCUUGUUGCCUGCAAACACAAUCUCCUCUUCUUGUAUAUGAAUUCGUUGAUGGGGGAACAAUUUCUCAUCAGCUACAUUCUGGUCGUUUGACUUGGCAGACUCGCCUGCAAAUUGCAAUGGGUAGUGCAAAUGCUUUGACAUAUCUACAUUCAGAAUUAGAUCGCCCCAUUAUCCACAGGGAUGUGAAAUCAACUAAUAUUCUUCUCGACAAAACCAUCACUCCAAAAGUUGCAGAUUUUGGGAUAUCUCGGCUACUGUGUGGGAAUGAUACACAUCUCACUACCAAUAUAAUGGGCACCUGUGGUUACAUGGAUCCUGAAUACUAUGAAACGGGAACAAUAACUGAAAAAAGUGAUGUUUACAGCUUCGGCGUUUUCCUUGCAGAGCUCCUCACAGGUCGAGAUCCCUUGUCUCCUGGAAGACCUCCACAUGAAAUCAUCUUAUCCAAGUUUUUUCUUUCCAAGUGUAAGGAUGACAGCUUGAGUGAUAUUUUGGAUCCAAACGUGAAGAACGAAGAGAACCUGGAUCAGAUGACUGCUGUGGCAAGUCUAGUUAGAGAAUGUCUUUGUCCAGAAGGAAAGGGAAGACCAACCAUGAGAGAGGUGAAGAUGAAGCUAGAGGAGAUUGAAGUUUCCACAAGGCUCACCACAUCAACUUCAUGUUUAAAUGUUCCAAGUUACCACAUUUCAAGUGAGACUCAAAUUGAGUCAACAACUUCUCUCUUUCAGCUCACAGAGAUCUCUAGGAUGCAAGGACGCUGAUCUUGAUUUCGUUUUACAUAUAUUUUGAAGAUUACAUAAACAAAAAAAUUAGUAUGUAGAGUUAUUAUUGGCUUUUAGUAGUAUUGGUGUUUUAUCCCAAGAUUACUUGAUGAAAGUAUUAUUCCAGUUUACUGUUGUGUAUGGGACUCUUCUAGCAGCACGAAACAGUUUGAAGUCUUGAAGCAGCUGUAGUUUGGUAAGGUUAGUUAAGUUUGUUUUGGAUCUUGUGUUGGGUGUUUGACUGAAUGGUCAGCUCCUUUUUUGUUGUUGUUGUUUGUGUGUUUACUUUUGGCAAACAUUGUGUUAUUUGUUUGUUGAAUUUGUGUUGUUUGUAAAGGGUUCACAAUCCCUCUCAAAAUUUGUUUUGAAAUUUGUACAAAUAAAUUUAUGAGAAAAUAAAAAAUGUUUAAUGGAUUUAUUUAA